Molecule: messenger RNA, 4455 nt
Organism: Microstroma glucosiphilum
Lineage: Eukaryota; Fungi; Basidiomycota; Exobasidiomycetes; Microstromatales; Microstromataceae
Exons: 2
Coding region: 1-4455 (1484 amino acids)
Biological process (GO): positive regulation of transcription by RNA polymerase II
Cellular component (GO): nucleus
Molecular function (GO): ATP binding; DNA binding; ATP-dependent chromatin remodeler activity
Source: RefSeq, a predicted model, not a curated record
AUGCAAGCCAUGCUUGCUGGCAUGACCCGCGAAAGGCUACAACAGCUCGUCAAUCGAAUCGGCACUCUCAAGAGUCAGGGAGAGAAUGAGAACACCAGCCAGGAGUAUGCAAAUCUUCUCAAGGUCUUUCGCGCAUUCCAGCAGUACCAGGCAUAUCGGCAGCAGAAUCUAGCAAUGCAGACCAAGGAUGCCCCAUCUCCUGCACCGAAUGGAGUCGCAUCCACAUCGAGUAACGCUGCUGCCCCUACACCAGAGAAGGCGAGCGAUCAAGCCCCAACCGCUGCCCCUCCCGAAGUCAAGCAACAGCCAAACGGCACUGCUGCAACUAGCAGCGAGGAAGGCCCCGUAGCAUUUACUCCGGAUCAAUUAGCUGCCCUCAAGGCUCAAAUCAUGGCAUUCAAGCUCAUCUCGCGGAAUUUGCCUGUGCCGGUUGACAUACAGCACGCCAUCUUCGGCAGGGACAAGGCCAUGUCGGACUUGCACGAUAAGAUGGAGCCUCUCACCGAGCUGGGAGAUGGUGGUAAGGUCGGGGCAGCUGCUCUCGCUGUUCACGCUGCAGCUGAUCCUGCACAUGCUACAAAGGCUGCUGAGGCAGGCGCCGCCAUCCCUCGCAUUCCGUCCCCUUCUCACAACCCGGAGAGCAAAGUGUAUCCCUACAACGCUUACAGGCAGCCCUGGUCGUAUCUCUCGAAGCCCGGUCUCGGCUUGGAGCACCUCACAGCUGCAAAACAGCAGCGUGUGCUCAUCCCUAGUCUUCUUCCUCGUGGUCUCGACCCCCAACUCCUUUACGAUGAACGCAAUCGCUUCAUUGACGCUCGCAUCGAGCAGCGGAGAAGAGAGCUCGAGUCUCUUCCCUUGACGAUGUCCGAGCUGCCAACAGUGGCCGGAGUGCUCAAAUCGGAACAGGCUGAUCAGAGACUGGGAGACGAUGGCACCGGUGUCGAUGAGGGCAGCCCUUUUGCUGGUAUGAUUCAGUCGGAAAAGACUUUUCAGAUGGACAAUGCCAAGGUGAAAGCGUUGCUGGAGCUCAAGUCAAUUGACCUACGUCACUUGCAGCGGUCGGUCCGCGAGAAGCUCGUGAAUGGUUUCUCGCACACCACAUCGCUGGGCAUGGACCGAACAGGCUAUCGUCGAUGGAAGAAGACGACACUGCGAGAUGCACGCAAGACUGAGCAAAUGGAACGGGAGAACCGUCAAGUGCGCGAGAAGCAAGCUCGUCAAGGACACACAGACUACCUGACCGAGAUUUGCAACCACGGGCGGGAGCUGCAGAAGGCCCACGCCGCGGUAUAUGCGCAUGCUCAGCGAAUGGGCAAGGCGAUGCAACGGUUCCACACCGAAACCGAGAAGGAAGAGCAGCGUAGAAUGGAGCGAGUUGCUAAGGAGCGUCUGAAUGCCCUGCGAGCCGACGAUGAAGAGGCGUAUCUCAAGCUCAUCGAUACUGCCAAGGACACCCGUAUCACGCAUCUUAUCAGACAGACUGAUGCCUAUCUGUCUGGCCUAGCCCAGAGCAUUCAGGCUCAGCAGAACGACGAGGUGCACGCCGACGCUAUUGCGGCAGAGCGAGCCGGUAACGCUGCUGCGCAUGCAGAAGAGCUUGCUCGACAGGCUGCGAACCAGGAGAUCGGUGCUGCUGUCGAUGAGACGAUGUUCGGUGCUCAGAAGGCUGAAGACGAACCUGAAGACAAGGGCAAGACAGACUACUACUCUGUCGCCCAUCGUAUUACGGAGCGUAUCACCGAGCAACCUACCAUCCUUGUUGGAGGUCAGCUGAAGGAAUACCAAAUCAAGGGUCUCCAAUGGAUGGUGUCGCUCUACAACAACAGGCUGAACGGCAUUCUCGCCGAUGAGAUGGGUCUGGGCAAGACGAUUCAGACCAUCUCGCUGAUCACCUUCUUGAUCGAGCACAAGCGUCAGCAUGGGCCCUACCUGGUCAUCGUCCCUCUCUCUACACUGACCAACUGGAUCAAUGAGUUCAACAAGUGGGCUCCGGCAGUGAAUGUCCUCACCUACAAGGGCACACCGAAUGUCCGCAAGGCUGCUGCAAGUCGCAUCAGGGCGGGCGACUUCCAAGUACUGUUGACGACCUAUGAGUACAUCAUCAAGGACAAGAACCUUCUCGGCAAGAUCAAAUGGGUCCACAUGAUCAUCGACGAAGGUCAUCGAAUGAAGAACACGCAAUCGAAGCUGACUCUCACCUUGACGCAGUUCUACACGUCGCGAUACCGACUGCUUCUCACGGGUACGCCUCUGCAAAACAAUCUGCCCGAGCUGUGGGCCCUGCUGAACUUCGUGCUGCCACGAAUCUUCAACUCUGUGAAGUCGUUCGACGAGUGGUUUAACAGUCCCUUUGCACAGGCUGGAGCCGGAGACACGAGCAUGCAGCUGAAUGAAGAAGAGGCUCUGCUGAUCAUCAAGCGUCUUCACAAGGUCUUGCGUCCCUUCUUGCUGCGUCGUCUGAAGAAGGACGUCGAAUCGGAGCUUCCCGACAAGGUGGAACGUGUCAUCAAGUGUAAGAUGAGCGCUCUGCAAGGCAAACUGUACCAGCAGAUGAAGAAGCACAAGAUGAUCGUCUCUGGCGACGACUCCCUCACUGCCAAGAAGGGCAAGCCUCAGGGUAUUCGUGGUCUGCAGAAUGCUAUCAUGCAGCUGCGAAAGAUCUGCAAUCAUCCUUACGUCUUCGAACAAGUUGAAGUGACCAUGAACCCCACCAAGGCCAACGGACCGGACUUGUAUCGUGUCGCAGGAAAGUUUGAGCUCUUGGAUCGUCUGCUACCGAAGCUGUUCGCAACGAAGCAUCGAGUUCUGAUUUUCUUCCAGAUGACGGCCAUCAUGGACAUCAUGGAGGACUUCCUCCGCUUCAGGAACUUCCAGUACCUUCGUCUCGACGGUAACACCAAGCCCGACGACCGUUCGCAUCUCUUGACCGAAUUCAACGCGCCCAACUCGCCGUACUUCGUCUUCAUCUUGUCCACCCGAGCGGGUGGUCUAGGACUGAACCUGCAGACGGCUGACACUGUCAUCAUCUACGACUCAGACUGGAAUCCUCAUCAGGAUCUGCAAGCUCAAGACCGAGCACAUCGUAUCGGUCAGAAGAUGGAAGUGCGAAUUCUGCGUCUGAUCACUGAGAAGUCCGUCGAGGAGCACAUUCUUGCCACUGCUCAGCACAAGCUAGAAAUCGACGGAAAGGUCAUUCAGGCCGGUAAAUUCGAUAACCAAGCUACCAACGAAGAGCGAGAAGGCUUGCUCAGAGCCAUGCUGGAAGAAGACAACGACGAUGACGGAGAGGAAGAAGGUGACCUCAACGACGAAGAGCUCAAUGAGAUUCUUGCUCGAGGCGACCAUGAAGUGGAACGCUUCAGGGAAAUUGACGCUGAGCGGAACCAGCAGGAACAAGCCGAGUGGAAGGCUGCAGGCAACAAAGGCAAGGCGCCUGAGCGUCUGCUGACGGACGCUGAGCUUCCUGCGCUCUACCAGCGAGACUUCGAUGCCGAGAUGCUCGAGGCAGCAGUCGAAGAGGAGCCAGCCAUCCGCAAACGUGCUGUUGUACACUACGACGAUGGUCUGACGGAGGAUCAAUUCCUCAGAGCCCUCGAAGACGAGGACGUCGACCUGAACGAUGUGGUAGAGAAGAAGCGAGAGAGGGCCGAGAAGCGCAGAAUCAAGCAAGCCCUGUCUGGCGAAGGUACGCAAGACGGCAGUCAGACCCCCGAGCCCAGUAGCAAGAAGAAGGGCAAGGGGAAGAAGGGUCUGGGUGCCUCGAACCUCAACGACGAUGACUUUGGAGACGAUGCUUCGAACGCAGGGUCUGCACGGAAGCGCAAGCGUGGCAAUGCCCUGUCGCCUGCAGGGUCCGUCGACAGUGGCGGCUUCGGUGGCGGCAAGCGUCGCAAGGGGGACGAUCCUGUCCGUCAACACAUUGCCGCUGUACUGCUCCAAUGCUACCGGGCUGCCGAGGCCUGCGUCGAUGAGACUGGUCGAAAACGCAGCAUGAUGUUCCAGGAUAUCCCAAAGAAGACCGACUACCCCGACUACCACGUCAUUAUCCAGAAGCCCAUUUCCCUACGUCAGAUCAAGAGGAGACUAGACAACAAAGUCUACAAGACUGUGUCUGAGUGUCGAGACGACUUCCACUUGAUGGCGGCGAAUGCAAAGACGUACAAUGAAGAGGGGUCAUGGGUGUACGUCGAUGCUGUUGAGCUUCAGGCAGCGUUUGACUCCAUGUACAACCAACUCGUACCUGGCAGCGGUCUACCUGGAGCCGAGGGAGGAGGAAGUGCUGGCGCUGGGCAGAGUGGAAUGUCCAGUGCAAAUGGUCAAGGUGCAGGAGACGAUGAGGAGGAGGAAGAGGACGAGGAGGAAGAAGAGGAAGAAGAAGAGGCUCCUGUGCCGCCGAAGCCUUCAGGGAUGAAGAUCAAGUUGAAGAGACGGAACGAGAUCAUGGACGAGGAGUAA